AUGCCACAGGAGCCCUGCCCCUGGCGUUGCAGUGUGGCUUCACGGCCGUGCGAGCUAGGCUACAGUGAUUUGUUUCGUAACAAUAACCGUCUCCGUCGAGUCAGGAAUAUCGACCGGGCACACUGUGCAGUAUGUGGUAUCCACCCGGCCCAGCAUACGGACUCGACAUUGCUUGGGAGAACUGCCGGCAAGGCAAUCCCGUAUCCCACGCCGUGGAAGCAGGCAACGCCGUCGAGCACGCCGGGGAAGAGGGCAAAUACCGCACAGGGUCGGUUUAACCAGGCGUUCGAGGCGGAGAUGAUGUCUCGAGAAGACGCCGUUGGCUCCGAGGAUGAGGAUGCUCUUAGCAAGGGUUCUCUGUCCAUUAACCGAGAACCAUGCAGGGUGCUUCUCGACGCUGAAUCCCCUACGCACCACGGCUUCCCCGGUUGCGCCAAAUGGAAAUGGCGGCCUCUCAUGUGUCUCGGAAGUCAAGCUUUCGUAGUAAUCACAAAACAGUUGCUGCAGGAUCCUCCGUGCGUACGUACGUCCAACUCCACUGCAAGAUCAACUGCCGCGUGGAGAAAAGCGAAAGCGAGUUGA
Monascus purpureus is the source of this 582-nucleotide messenger RNA. Lineage: Eukaryota; Fungi; Ascomycota; Eurotiomycetes; Eurotiales; Aspergillaceae. The record is from the annotation of a GenBank genome assembly.